Fukomys damarensis (Damara mole-rat) is the source of this 626-nucleotide messenger RNA. Its product is annotated as galectin-10-like. Bases 1 to 522 code for a protein of 173 amino acids. The transcript is spliced from 5 exons. The record is from RefSeq and is a predicted model, not a curated record. NCBI's taxonomy places the organism in Eukaryota, Metazoa, Chordata, Mammalia, Rodentia, Bathyergidae. Gene Ontology annotation, molecular function: carbohydrate binding.
AUGUCGACACUGCAGGUUUUUCUGGCAGAGGUGCUCACUGGAACAGAGAGACACUGGGAAUGUGAUGGGAGCGAUCCUUGUAGGGAUGGCAACCUCAUGCAGGACCGAGAUAAUCCUGUAUCGAUCCCGUACUCACAGAAAGUGUCCUUGCCUGUGGGCUCUACAGUGACGAUCAGAGGCAAAGCUAACAAUGCUUUCCGAAAGGAGCCGCGCAUGCAGGUGGACUUCCACACUGGCCCCACCGAGCGGUCUGACAUCGCCUUCUCCUUCCAAGUGUACUUUGGCAAAUUUGUGAUCAUGAACAGUUUUCAGAAUCCUGGCUGGGGACCUGAGGUUAAAUUCUUCGAUAUGCCCUUUGCAGAAGACACACAAUUUGAACUGUGCAUCUCAGCCCUGGACAAUGAGUACCAGGUUUCAUUAAAUGGCAAAUACUAUCACAGCUUUGCCUAUCGAAUGCCACUGAGUUCUGUGCAGAUGAUACAGGUGUGGAGAGAUGUCUUCCUGGAUUCACUGGUUUUCUAGGAGGGACAGUGAGCAGACUCCCCAGCAUGAAAGGAGGUUUUCCUCGCUCUGGAUGACCGAGAUGCUCCCAGAGCCCACUGACAAUGAUUCCACAUCACCCCCCA